CGUUUUUCAUGCUCGUUAUCUUCUUUUUCUUCGUAAAUUCUCGGGCACAAUGGCAACUCGACUAAAACAGUUCCUCAGAACCAAGGAAAACAAAGACUACUUUAUGAGUACGAAUUUUUGGGGGCCACUUUGCAAUUGGUCCAUUCCAAUUGCUGCCAUUUAUGAUACGCAAAAAGAUCCUACAACCAUCAGUGGAAAAAUGACCUUAGCCCUUACGUUUUAUUCGAUGGCUUUUCUAAGAUUUUCCGUUAGAGUACAGCCCAAGAAUAUGCUGCUUUUUGCUUGUCACGUUGUCAAUUUAAGCGCCCAGCUCACACAAGGAUACCGGUAUCUCAAAUAUCAAAAUUCUUUAAAACAUUUGCAGAAUAUAUAAUUCAGUCAAUAAU
This is a messenger RNA of Ceratosolen solmsi marchali, 386 nucleotides long. RefSeq names its product mitochondrial pyruvate carrier 1-like. Gene Ontology annotation, cellular component: mitochondrial inner membrane. NCBI's taxonomy places the organism in Eukaryota, Metazoa, Arthropoda, Insecta, Hymenoptera, Agaonidae. The transcript is spliced from 3 exons. Gene Ontology annotation, biological process: pyruvate import into mitochondria. The coding region runs from base 50 to 373 and encodes 107 amino acids. The record is from RefSeq and is a predicted model, not a curated record.